AGUCGAUAACAAUAAAGAAGUUUAUAAAAAGGUAAACGGCAGAAAAACAGAAUUCGUUUUAAUAAUUAUUUUAAAAAGCCGUCGAAAUGCCGAUAAUGCACGAUACUGGUGAAUGGUUUAAAGUUCGGCCUGACUAUUACAGAAAAGUCGAGUUGACGACUCCCGAUUGGCCCAUUGAUUUGGACCUGGAGUAUAUGCAGGUGGUGGUCGCGCCCUAUGGGGGUCCUUUGGCUGCAAUACGCGAUCGAACAAAAGUGGGGCCUGUCAAGGGCAGUGCAAAGCCGAUUAUACGAAUUUUGGACACCACCGGACAAGAGCUCGGCAAAAUACUCUGGAAUCAUGGUAAUCUCGUUGCCAUGGGUUGGUCAGACACAGAAGAGCUGCUUUGUGUGCAGGAGAACGCUGUAGUAUUUGUUUACGAUAUGUUUGGACGCGAGAAGGAGUCUUACAGCAUAGGCCAAGAAGCCAGUGUAACAAAGAUUGUGGAAGCCAAAGUAUUUCAAUCAACUGCUGGCACAGGAGUAGCUGUAAUGACCACUUCCGGUCGCAUUUUUCUGAAACAAAGCAGCAAGGCGCCAAUGCGAAAGUUACCCGAUAUACCCCAAUCUAGCGCCAAUUGUACAUGUUGGGAGAUCAUAACGGAGGAACGCAAUAGCUACUGCUUGCUGGGGCGGGAGCGAGAGAUUAUUAAAUUAUUUCCUGGUGAAACGGUGGGCACUAUAACCGCCAAUCUCUUUGAGAAACCUACUGAUGGUGAACGAAUCAUCAAGUUGUCCGUUUCGUACAACCAUCAGCACUUGGCAUUGUACACCAACAAGGGUUUGUUAUGGUUGGGCAGCGUGGACAUGCGACAGAAGUAUUGUGAAUUUGACACUGGUCGCAAGGAUAUGCCACUCCAAAUUGAAUGGAUCAUGAACAGCGAUAACUCUGAUUCUGAUGCGGUCGUCAUCUCGUACCCCUCAUUCCUGUUGAUUGUUAAUCGACAUGCAGACAGGAGCGACUUUCCCUAUGAUCCUAUCAUGUUUCUAGUUGCGGAAAUGGACGGUGUACGGGUAAUCACACAAAAUAGUCACGAAAUGAUUCAGCGCCUGCCUAAAUGUGUAGAAAAUAUCUUUGCGGUUAAUAGCCAGGAACCGGCAAGCUAUUUGUUCGAAGCGCAAAAGAAAUUCGAGGAAAAAUCAUACAAAUCGGAUGAAUAUUUGAGUAUGUGUCGGUCACAAAUCGAUCUCGCUGUAAACGAAUGCAUCGCGGCAGCUGCCCAUGAGUUCUGUACUGAAACUCAAAAAAGCCUGCUGAGGACAGCGUACUUUGGCAAGGGGUUUAUACCGUCGCACAACCCUGAUGAAUACAUUCGAAUCCUUAGAAUCUUACGCGUUUUAAAUGCGCUGCGCCACCCAAAAAUUGCGAUGCCCCUGACAUACAAGCAAUUUUCGUACCUAAAACCUGAAGUAGUAUUGAGUCGGUUGGUAUUCCGCAAACACUAUGCUAUCGCUAUACAAGUGGCAAAGCAUCUGAAACUACCCGAGUCAUCUAUUUUGGAGCACUGGGCCUAUCACAAAGUGAUGCACGAUCCAAAUGACAAUGAAGUUGCUCGUAAAAUUACCGAAAAAUUCAAAAAUCCAUCUAUUGAAGGCAUCUCGUUUUGUAAUAUUGCCGAGAAAGCACAUCAAAGCGGUCGUGAUGAUUUGGCCAUUAAGUUGUUGGAACUUGAACCGCGAGCCUUUCUGCAGGUCCCUUUGUUGUUGAAGCUGGGCAAAUAUGAUCGGGCAGUGGCUAGCGCUACUCAAUCUGGGGACACAGAACUUGUAACUACGGUGCUUUUGGAAAUUAAAAAAAAAAUGAUGCUGUCUAAUUUCCAUAUGAUCAUAAAUGGAUACCCUUUGGCCUUAAACAUGUACAAGAAAAUUAUGGCCCAAUCUAGUCGAACUGCCCUUUACGAUAUUUACAACGCUAUGGAUGAUCAAAAGGCUAUGGCAGAAUAUCAUUUUCUGAACGCCAUCGAGAGCAACGCACUGGAGUCCAAUUUGUCGUUAAUUGCAAAUAGCUACACUCAAGGAAGACGUGCUGUCGAGGCGGAGCUUUGUACCGAUACAGGGCGUCUGCUCAAGUUGCAGAAGGCUCUAACAACCAAGCACAACAGUGUACAUGGACAUAUCCCAUUUUAUGGAAUGUCUGUUCACGAUACAAUGUUGCAACUGCUUCGAAUGGGCGAGCAAAAGGAGGCGGAGAAAAUAAAAAGUGAUUUCAAAGUUCCAGAUCGCAGAUAUUGGUGGUUACGCAUACGCACGCUGGCCGAAAAUCAUAAAUGGGAUGAUCUGGAGAAGUUUUCCAAGUCGAAGAAGAGUCCGAUAGGCUAUGAGCCAUUCGUCGAGGUUUGCAUGGAACAGGAAAAUGCGCGUGAGGCUCGCAAGUAUAUCGCUCGCUGUCGUGAGGAUCGGAAGGUAUAUUGGUACAUCCGUGCUAAGCUAUUCGAAGAGGCUGCUGAUUGUGCUUACGAACAAAGAGAUCGUCACGGUCUGGAUGAAAUAAUGAGGAAGGAAGCUGUAACAAGUGAUCCCAGUUUGCUGAGAAAAAUUGCUGACUAUGUCAACGGACUGGAAGCGAGAAGAUAAACGGAACAUUCCAUCAGAUAAUUAUACUAUAAUACCAACACUAUACAAAAAUGUUUAAAUCUUACGCAGCAAUACUAUCAUCAUAAAAUAUCAGUUUGUUUUUGUUUUUAAGGACAUUUUAUUGUACAUAUAUCUGUAUAUGUAUUAUGUAUUUGUAUGUAAUAGAUCACAUAAAGCAAAAAGAGAAUAUUUUACUACUUAUAUAUCAUGAUGUUGUUGCUUUCCUUUUGGGUUACUUGUUGUUCAAUCUCUCAACCCAUUUAUUACUCCCGAAAUUACUA
Scaptodrosophila lebanonensis is the source of this 2893-nucleotide messenger RNA. RefSeq names its product vacuolar protein sorting-associated protein 16 homolog (gene Vps16A). Lineage: Eukaryota; Metazoa; Arthropoda; Insecta; Diptera; Drosophilidae. Bases 87 to 2612 code for a protein of 841 amino acids. Gene Ontology annotation, cellular component: endosome; HOPS complex; lysosomal membrane. The record is from RefSeq and is a predicted model, not a curated record. Gene Ontology annotation, biological process: intracellular protein transport; vacuole fusion, non-autophagic; endosomal transport. Gene Ontology annotation, molecular function: actin binding. The transcript has 10 exons.